AUGACCGAUUCAAAGUACUUUACCACAAACAAAAAAGGAGAGAUCUUUGAGCUGAAGGCAGAGCUGAACAAUGAGAAGAAAGAGAAGAGGAAGGAGGCUGUGAAGAAGGUCAUCGCUGCCAUGACCGUGGGCAAAGAUGUCAGUUCGCUUUUCCCAGAUGUGGUGAACUGCAUGCAGACAGACAACCUGGAGCUGAAGAAGCUGGUGUACUUGUACCUAAUGAACUAUGCCAAGAGUCAGCCCGAUAUGGCCAUCAUGGCCGUCAACAGCUUUGUCAAGGACUGUGAAGAUCCGAACCCCCUGAUCCGGGCGCUGGCCGUGCGCACCAUGGGCUGCAUCCGCGUGGACAAGAUCACCGAGUACCUGUGCGAGCCGCUGCGCAAGUGCCUGAAGGACGAGGACCCGUACGUGCGGAAGACGGCGGCCGUGUGCGUGGCCAAGCUGCACGACAUCAACGCCCAGAUGGUGGAGGACCAGGGCUUCCUGGACUCCCUGAGGGACCUCAUCGCCGACUCCAACCCCAUGGUCGUGGCCAACGCCGUGGCAGCUCUGUCCGAGAUCAGCGAGUCGCACCCCAACAGCAACCUUCUGGACCUGAACCCCCAGAACAUCAACAAGCUACUGACGGCCCUGAACGAGUGCACGGAGUGGGGCCAGAUCUUCAUCCUGGACUGCCUCUCCAACUACAACCCCAAAGACGAGCGCGAGGCCCAGAGUAUUUGUGAGCGCGUGACCCCUAGGCUGUCCCACGCCAACUCGGCCGUGGUGCUGUCUGCUGUCAAAGUGCUCAUGAAGUUCCUGGAGCUGCUUCCCAAGGACUCUGACUACUACAACACCCUGCUGAAGAAGCUGUCCCCGCCCCUGGUCACUCUGCUCUCUGGGGAGCCCGAGGUGCAGUACGUGGCGCUCAGGAACAUCAACCUGAUCGUGCAGAAGAGGCCCGAGAUCCUGAAGCAGGAGAUCAAGGUGUUCUUCGUCAAGUACAACGACCCCAUCUACGUUAAACUGGAGAAACUGGACAUCAUGAUCCGCUUGGCCUCCCAGGCCAACAUUGCCCAGGUGUUGGCUGAGCUGAAGGAGUACGCCACGGAGGUGGACGUGGACUUCGUGCGCAAGGCCGUGCGGGCCAUCGGGCGCUGCGCCAUCAAGGUGGAGCAAUCAGCCGAGCGCUGUGUGAGCACUCUGCUCGACCUCAUCCAGACCAAGGUCAACUACGUGGUUCAGGAGGCCAUUGUGGUCAUCAGAGAUAUCUUCCGCAAGUACCCAAACAAGUAUGAGAGCAUUAUCGCCACACUGUGUGAAAACCUGGACUCCCUGGACGAGCCGGACGCACGCGCUGCCAUGAUCUGGAUCGUGGGGGAGUACGCCGAGAGAAUCGACAAUGCCGACGAGCUGCUGGAGAGCUUCCUGGAAGGAUUCCACGAUGAGAGCACACAGGUCCAGCUCACCCUGCUGACAGCCAUCGUUAAGCUGUUCUUGAAAAAGCCCUCAGAGACCCAGGAGCUGGUCCAGCAGGUCCUCAGCCUGGCCACCCAGGACUCUGACAACCCCGACCUGCGUGACAGGGGCUACAUCUACUGGCGCCUGCUGUCCACCGACCCGGUGACGGCCAAGGAGGUGGUGCUGUCGGAGAAGCCGCUGAUCUCGGAGGAGACGGACCUGAUCGAGCCCACCCUGCUGGACGAGCUCAUCUGCCACAUCGGGUCCCUGGCCUCCGUCUACCACAAGCCCCCCAACGCCUUCGUGGAGGGCAGCCACGGCAUCCACCGCAAGCACCUGCCCAUCCAGCACGGCAGCAUCGACACAGGGGAGAGCCCUGUCAGCGCCGGGCCGGCAGCCCCCAUGGACCAGCCGCAGGUCAUCCCCUCCCAGGGCGACCUCUUGGGAGACCUGCUCAACCUGGACCUGGGCCCCCCGGUCAACGUGCCCCAGGUGUCCACCAUUCAGAUGGGGGCGGUGGACCUGCUGGGCGGUGGGCUAGACAGCCUGCUCGGGGGAGACCUGGGAGGAGGUGUUGGGGGAAGUCCAGCAGUGGGACAGAACUUCAUCCCGUCCUCGGUGCCCAGCACAUUCGCCCCCUCGCCCACCCCGGCGGCGCUCAGCAGCGGCCUCAACGACCUGUUCGACCUCUCCACCGGCAUGGCCAUCACCACCGGCGGCUACGUGGCUCCUAAAGCGGUGUGGCUGCCAGCAGUCAAGGCCAAAGGCCUGGAGAUCGCCGGAACCUUCUCCCGCAGACAGGGUCAUAUGUACAUGGACAUGACCUUCACCAACAAGGCCCUGCAGCACAUGACCGACUUUGCCAUCCAGUUCAACAAGAACAGUUUUGGGGUGAUCCCCACCACACCCCUACCCAUUCACACCCCUCUGAUGCCCAGCCAGAGCAUCGACAUCUCCCUGCCGCUCAACACCAUCGGGCCCGUCAUGAAGAUGGACCCACUCAACAACCUGCAGGUGGCUGUAAAGAACAACAUUGAUGUCUUCUACUUCAGCUGCCUCAUUCCACUCAACAUCUUCUUCGUGGAGGAUGGAAAAAUGGAGCGCCAGGUCUUCCUGGCCACCUGGAAGGACAUUCCCAAUGAGAAUGAGCUUCAGUACCAGAUCAAAGAGUGCCACCUAAAUGCAGACACCGUCUCGGGGAAGCUACAAAAUAACAACAUCUACACCAUCGCCAAGAGGAACGUGGAGGGUCAGGACAUGCUGUACCAGUCCCUGAAACUCACCAACGGCAUCUGGAUCCUGGCAGAGCUACGCAUCCAGCCCGGCAACCCCAACUACACGCUCUCCUUGAAGUGCCGGGCUCCAGAGGUCUCCCAGUACGUCUACCAGGUGUACGAUUCCGUCCUGAAGAACUGAGCCCUGCCGUCCCUCACUCCUCCCGCGGUGCAAGAACAAACUGCGACUUUCACUCACUGUCGUUCUUUUUUCCCUCCCAUUGUUUUUCCAUUAUACGCAUCCCCAUCUCCAUCUCCAUCUGAAAAGGCACUAAUACUCCAUCCGAAACCGAACACGUCAAUGCUGCCAACAUGAGGGAAGUGUGGUUGACCAUGAGCCUUUCCGAAACAGAGCUGUUUCUCCUUCAAAAACUCUCACCUCUCCCCAAACCACCACUUUGUACUGCACUGCAAAUCUUCAGUGUUUUUUUAUGAAUUGCUUUAUUUUGUCUGUUUUUUUAAUGGUCUCUCUGCUUCAGAUACUUACUCGCCAUGCCUGCUUAACCAUUCCAGAUAAAAAAUGUAGAGCACCUUUUUCAAGUGAUUAUCAGUCGGCGUGCCAUUGGUGAGGCAUCGCAGGCCAAAGCUUUUGCCUCUCUUUCACCCUCUUUCACAGGUUUAAUGCUUCUAAACUGCAGAAAAACCAUACUGAGCCAAGAUGGUGGCCAAUACACAUACCAUAGACAUAAGCUGAGUAAUGAAACCUUGAGAGAAUCAGAUGUUAUGAUUUUUUUCUGUAACCACUCUGCAUACCACUGAUUAUGGUAGCUGUUAUAUGUUUACUUAAGCUGUGUGCCAAUGUCAUGUUUUAUAUUUUGUGCUGUAGUUUUGCUCCUUUUUAAAAAGGGUGAACUGAAAUGGCUUAUACGUGAGGGUAC
This is a messenger RNA of Megalops cyprinoides (Indo-Pacific tarpon), 3592 nucleotides long. It is a transcript of the gene ap2b1, whose product is annotated as adaptor related protein complex 2 subunit beta 1. The transcript is spliced from 21 exons. Gene Ontology annotation, cellular component: membrane coat; clathrin adaptor complex. The record is from RefSeq and is a predicted model, not a curated record. Gene Ontology annotation, biological process: intracellular protein transport; vesicle-mediated transport. NCBI's taxonomy places the organism in Eukaryota, Metazoa, Chordata, Actinopteri, Elopiformes, Megalopidae. Bases 1 to 2856 code for a protein of 951 amino acids. Gene Ontology annotation, molecular function: clathrin binding.